AUGACAACUAGAAUUGUUACGGAUAAAACAGCAGAAAAGAAAAAGGUUGCAGACCCCGAGAGACGGCUGCUGGUCCAAGCACCAUGGCCGCGGAGCGGACCUGGCCGCUAUGAGGCUCUGGUGGCCGGAGCGCGCCUAGUUGGUGUGAGCCCGGCGCGAGGUCCCGGGCCCCGAGACGCUGGCUCAGGUAAAUUUUUCCAUAACCUUACGGAGAGAAAGGACUUUGAGACAUGGCUUGAUAACAUUUCUGUUACAUUUCUUUCUCUGACGGACUUGCAGAAAAAUGGAACUCUGGAUCACCUGAUUAGUCUGAGUGGGGCAGUCCAGCUCAGGCAUCUCUCCAAUAACCUGGAACCUCUCCUCAAGCGGGACUUGCUCAAACUCCUUCACCUGGAGCUCAGUUUGUUAAAAUGGCUCGAUCCCCAGACUUUACUCACAUGCUGCCUUGUCUCUAAACAGUGGAAUAAGGUGAUAAGUGCCUGUAUGGAGGUGUGGCAGACUACAUGUAAAAAUCUGGGCUGGCAGAUAGAUGAUUCUGCUCAGGACGCUUUGCACUGGAAGAAGGUUUAUUUGAAGGCUAUUUUGAGAAUGAAGCAACUGGAGGACCAUGAAACCUUUGAGACCUCAUCAUUAAUUGGACACAGUGCCAGAGUGUAUGCACUUACUACAAAGAUGGACUUCUCUGUACAGGUGGUUUUGCAGAAGUGCAAAGUCAAGUCUCUUUUGCACAGCCCUGGAGACUACAUACUUUUAAGUGUGGACAAAUAUGAGAUCAAGAUUUGGCCGAUUGGGAGAGAAAUUAACUGCAAAUGCUUGAAGACAUUGUCUGUCUCUGAGGAAAGGAGUAUCUGCCUGCAGCCAAGACUUCAUUUUGAUGGCAAAUACAUUGUCUGUAGUUCCGCACUGGGUCUCUACCAGUGGGACUUUGCCAGUUACGAUAUUCUCAGGGUCAUCAAGACUCCUGAGAUAGCAAACUUGGCCUUGCUUGGCUUUGGAGAUAUCUUUGCUCUGCUGUUUGACAACCGCUACCUGUAUAUCAUGGACUUGAGGACAGAGAGCCUGAUUAGCCGCUGGCCUCUGCCAGAGUACAGGAAAUCAAAGAGAGGCUCAAGCUUCCUGGCGGGCGAAGCAUCCUGGCUCAAUGGACUGGAUGGGCACAAUGACAUGGGCUUGGUCUUUGCCACCAGCAUGCCUGACCACAGUAUUCACCUGGUGUUGUGGAAGGAACAUGGCUGAUGCCACGAGCUUACCAUGGCUGACUGACUUUGGGUGCCCGGGCUGCGGGUUUUCAGUGCAACCUCUGUGGCACCCAACUAUACGAACCAAAGUUCUCACCUAAUGGUAUCAUUGUGCAGUGCACCAUCAUUUAUCCAUGUUUGCCAGGGGGCCAGGGCUUGGGGCGGGGGAGGGCUUGUUUUAUUGACAUACAGCGCAGCAUGCUAGUGGGGGUAUGCCACUGACUUCAUUUGUACUUAGUUAUGUUGGUCAGUAUAAGAGGAUGCAUUUUGGGUUCAUCUUUCUUGACUAUUGGUUUUAAGUAAAGAAAGUUAAAUGGCUCAUUAAUCUGCUAAUUGGUUGCCUAUAAAAACACAUUCAGUCUAUUAAAUUAAAGCUUUUUACUAU
Molecule: messenger RNA, 1623 nt
Organism: Acinonyx jubatus (cheetah)
Lineage: Eukaryota; Metazoa; Chordata; Mammalia; Carnivora; Felidae
Product: F-box/WD repeat-containing protein 2-like
Molecular function (GO): protein binding
Source: RefSeq, a predicted model, not a curated record